AUGUUGCUGUCCGUCUCUUCUCCGCUGGCAGAUACCUCCAAUCUAACUUGUUGGUAUGACUCACGGGCAACAUUAUUUUGCACUUGGAACCCAGGCAGGGACCUCGCAGAAGCACCAUGCCAUCUGGAGAUUUUAUCAAAGUUAGCUUUGUGCGACAGGUCAUUUUCUUUACCUGAAAAAUUCAAAGAGCACUGUGAAUUACCCAAGGCAGAACAUGUAACAGGACUUAGGAGAUGCAUAAAGACCUUCAGCAAAAACAGUAAUACUCAAUGCUUCACCACUGCAGACAGUCUAACCAUAGCUGUACGCUGCCAAAUUGGAGAAAAUACAAUUACACCUGUGCAAAAGGAGAAUUUCCAUCCACUUUCAAAUAUCAAGCUGAGACCUCCAGGAAAUCUUCAACUGAUUAGGAAGACUAAAGACACCUACAAUUUAACAUGGACUAUGAAUAUUUCCUCUCACUACUUAGAUGGUGAGCGGGAAUAUCAAGUGCAAUACCGAACCAUUCGUCAGCCCUGGGAGGCAGCCAAGACGUUUAACAUUGUGCAGGACCAGAUGUGGGUAAUGUUUGAGAAACUCUCCCCUAACCUGAAAUAUGAGGCAGCUGUCCGCGCAAAACCCAGUGCCUCAAGUACCUGCAAAGGCGUAUGGAGUGACUGGAGUGAGACAAUAUUGUGGAGUGCACAUGCUGACCAAACAUCCUUCCCAGUACUACUAGUUCUUAUUGUGAGUAUUUGCAUCCUUGUGAUCAUCGGGACUGCCCUCCUUGUUAACUUGAGGACCCUGAAAUGGUUUAAGAAGAUGCUGAAGAUUCACAUCCCAGAUCCCGAAAAGUUCUUCCCCCACCUCAUCACAGUUCAUGGAGGUGAUGUUCAGAAAUGGCUCUCCUCUCCAUUCUCCACAUCUUCCUACUAUGUGAGCAGCACAACUUCAGAAAUCUCUGUGCUUGAGGUUAUGCAGAAGAAAGAUCAUGAAUCCCAGUUUCUCCUUUCCAAGGGCAUGCAGCCCUCUGAUCCUUCCUUAGAAACCAGUGGGCACUCUGUGUCCAGCUGCUUCACCAACCAAGGCUACUUCUUCUUUCACCUUCCCAACUCCUUUGAGAUUGAACCCUGUCAGGUUUACUUCACCUAUGAGCCUUUCUCCCAAAAGAAUAGUGCCAGCAAGGACGACGAGUCUUAUCAAGCUCUCUCUUCCCCUGACCUCUGCAUGCUGGCAGAGGACGUGCCUGUGUUGUCCCACAGCUUCCUCCACUGCAUCAAGGGAACCCAGGGCUUCCAGAAUGGUUCCUAUAUGGAAGAGACAGAGAGUGAAGUCCAGCAGGACAUGACUAUUUCUGAGACUCUCCCAUCAACCGAGAGCACCUCUCCAACACCAGCUCUGAAGCAGGAUGAAGAAGUUACAGACAAAACAGCUUUACAGCCCUCCAAGACCUUGUGCCAGCUAGACACAGUCUUUCCUGACCCACCAGACCUGCAUGACAGCAAUACUAGUAAGACCACAGAGGGGAGUGGGAAUGCAAUUCAUUCGAUCAAUCCUGGCACUCCAGAGGCAUAUAUUAGCUCUUCUUUUCCUCAGCCUGUAUCUCUGGAGCAAACCCAAACUGAAGAUCCCUGCAGAGCAGCCUUCUCCGGCCAAAUCCCAAAUACUGGUGCAUACCUUUCUUUGAGAGACCUGCAAAGUCAAUAUGGCUAUCACUCUGUCUAA
Tinamus guttatus (white-throated tinamou) is the source of this 1704-nucleotide messenger RNA. NCBI's taxonomy places the organism in Eukaryota, Metazoa, Chordata, Aves, Tinamiformes, Tinamidae. The record is from RefSeq and is a predicted model, not a curated record.